This is a messenger RNA of Engraulis encrasicolus (European anchovy), 1406 nucleotides long. RefSeq names its product gamma-aminobutyric acid receptor-associated protein-like. The record is from RefSeq and is a predicted model, not a curated record. Bases 111 to 479 code for a protein of 122 amino acids. The transcript has 4 exons. Gene Ontology annotation, cellular component: autophagosome; autophagosome membrane; cytosol. NCBI's taxonomy places the organism in Eukaryota, Metazoa, Chordata, Actinopteri, Clupeiformes, Engraulidae. Gene Ontology annotation, molecular function: GABA receptor binding; ubiquitin protein ligase binding. Gene Ontology annotation, biological process: cellular response to nitrogen starvation; macroautophagy; autophagosome assembly.
CCACAGGCGCACCAAGAAAACAUCAGAGAACUACACACCUAGGUCUAGUUCUUAUCGCUGGCUGCUUCCAUUCGAUCUUCAUUUGUGGACAUUUAGGCGGAAAAUCAACAAUGAAGUUUCAGUACAAAGAAGAGCACCCCUUUGAGAAGAGGCGGUCAGAGGGAGAGAAAAUCAGGAAGAAGUAUCCUGACAGGGUUCCUGUGAUUGUGGAAAAGGCCCCAAAGGCCAGGAUAGGUGAUUUGGACAAGAAGAAAUACCUUGUUCCCUCUGAUCUCACAGUGGGCCAGUUCUACUUCCUCAUCCGGAAAAGAAUUCACCUGAGAGCUGAGGACGCUCUUUUCUUCUUUGUAAACAACGUCAUUCCCCCCACCUCCGCCACCAUGGGGCUGCUGUAUCAGGAGCACCACGAGGAGGACUUCUUCCUGUACAUUGCAUACAGUGACGAAAGUGUCUACGGAGACAGCCAAAGGGAAAUUUAACCCCCACUCCUCUCUGCCCCUUCCACCCCUCUCCUCCUCCUCCUCCUCCUCCGUUUCCCUUUCUCCAUCUGUUCCUCUCUCACUCCUUCUCUUUUCUUCUCUUUUCUUCUCCUCUCUUCUCUUCCAUCCAUUUAAAGCUAUAUAUAUAAAUAUAUAUAAACCCAGAUCGGCAGCCUAGAGUUCCCCUGAGCAUAAAAGCUGAUGCACUUUUUUGAUUUCUUCCCAGUACGGCAUCUCUCUCUCUCUCUUUUCUUUUUUAAUUGCAUCUCUUUUGUUCUGCUGUUAGUCUGACUGUUACUCUUCGACUCUCCUCUGUACCAUUGGCCAGUGUGAGCAAUGAUUGUGAGUAUUGCAGAGAAUUGAGCAUCACGCAGAGCUGCGUACGUGACAUGGCUAUAUUUAUGAUGUUGGGGAAAAUAUUUAAGUCAAAGGUGGAGGAAAAAACCCUGGGGGGAGGGGGAAAGGGAUCAUAGGUGUGUUCUUUUGCACAAGGUGAAUGGUCAAAAACUUUUAACAGGCAUGUAGAGUUAUUUGACGAGUAAGUCUCUGAAAUUUUAGAUGAAAGUAAUUUAAUUCCCUGUUAGGCAGGUUUCUCGUUGUGUUCUAGGCUUUUAGGAAAUCAUGGUAAAAAAAGAGGGUGAAAUUCAGACGAAGCAGUCCUGGGUCUUUUGUUUCUGCUCUGCGAUGUGAUCAUGAUUUUUAAUAAAAUUGUUAAAUAUUGUAUCUUAGUGGAUUUAGCGAAGUUGAUUUAUGAAGAGUUUUCGUAAGCUGCAUUGAUUUAUGCUUUUUGUUUUAAACAGGACAACGUUUUUUUUCUUAUCGUUUUGGUUCUGUGAGUUUUUAUUUUUAUUUGAUUUGAACUCUGUAUACAGCUGCAUUACUGGUACCUUUCAUUCAUAACAAUAUAAACUACUCUAAAAGACUGCA